AUGACCGACAAGUUGUGGUCCUGUCUCAGAUCCUUUACCUCACUGAACCAUCUCACCAUCUCAGACUCCUCUCUCAGUUACUCUCCAUCUCCUCCAGAGCUUCCAUCCGUCACAUCAGCCGAGAGCGUGACGUCACAAAGCUAUGCAGGUCUGCUUUCAUCGCUUCCUGGCCUGAGACGUAUCGAUAUCACUAUCGAUGAUGCAGAGAGAGACAUACCUCAGAUCACGGCUUGUCUCCGUCGGACCGGAGGACAGCAGCUCACACACAUCGAGCUUACAGCACCAGACUCACUCCCACCAGAGAAGAAGUGUGUAUCAAGUGAGACGAUGACAGGACUGGGUCUUCUGAUAAGAGAACAAACCAAGAACCUACAAUGGCUCUGUCUGUCUAGAGUGAAGGGAACAGACAAAGAAGACUUGGUUGAACUCGUCGAGUCUUGCAAACAUGUGAAGACGAUAAAUCAUCUAAUGCUUCUCGGCUGUGGUACAAACGCACACGGUAGACUAAGAAGCCGCAUCACUGGUCUUAACAAGUCAGAGAAGUCACUCAGGGUGAUUGCCUUGCAUGAUAAUGGUCAACUCUUCGUUGAGAAAUGCCAGCUAUCUACCGAGAUGACCGAUAAGUUGUGGUCCUGUCUCAGAUCCUUCACCUCACUGAACCAUCUCACCAUCUCAGACUCCUCUCUCAGUUUCCCUCCAUCUCCUCCUGAGCUUCCAUCCGUCACAAAGCUAUUAUCUGAGACUGAAUAG
Strongylocentrotus purpuratus (purple sea urchin) is the source of this 750-nucleotide messenger RNA. RefSeq lists its product as uncharacterized. The record is from RefSeq and is a predicted model, not a curated record. Bases 1 to 750 code for a protein of 249 amino acids. The transcript is spliced from 4 exons. Lineage: Eukaryota; Metazoa; Echinodermata; Echinoidea; Camarodonta; Strongylocentrotidae.